This is a messenger RNA of Arabidopsis arenosa, 1282 nucleotides long. The record is from the annotation of a GenBank genome assembly. Lineage: Eukaryota; Viridiplantae; Streptophyta; Magnoliopsida; Brassicales; Brassicaceae.
GAUAUUUCGGAUUUCACUUAAAAUUAAAGGAGAAUUACAAAAUGGUCUACUCAAUCUUUUUACUUACUCUCCACACAAAUUCAGUUUUUCCGCUUUGUCUGAAAUUAGUACUCUAGCCAUGGCCGUCUGUAACUGCUUCCUCCAAGCUCCACCACUCUCUCGCUUAUUCUUACCGGUUUUAUCUCGCCGAGCUACUACUCUCUCCGUCGGUUAUGGUCGGCUCAAAUCCACCUUCAUGUUCUGCUCUACUGGGAACCGGACCAGUCCUCUGAUAUCUCCGGUUCGCGCUGAAGUAAAGCGCGUUUCGCGUAAAGACGAUCAAGUAGCUUCAGCUUCUGAUCUUCAAUUUGAGACUCCUUUGAGGAUUGUUGAGUAUCCAGAUCCUAUACUACGGGCUAAGAACAAGAUGAUUGGUGUUUUCGACGAGAAUUUGAAGAACUUGGUUGAUGCUAUGUUUGAUGUUAUGUACAAAACUGAUGGCAUUGGGCUCUCAGCACCACAAGUAGGUCUCAAUGUUCAACUCAUGGUGUUUAAUCCAGCUGGGGAGCCUGGUGAAGGAGAAGAAAUUGUUCUUGUUAAUCCGAUUAUCAAGAAAUAUUCCGAUAAGUUAGUACCGUUUGAUGAAGGAUGCCUAUCCUUCCCCGGGAUCUAUGCUGAAGUAGUUCGACCACAAUCUGUCAAGAUUGAUGCAAGGGACAUUACUGGAGAAAGAUUUUCAAUCAGUCUAUCACGUUUACCUGCACGAAUCUUUCAGCACGAAUAUGACCAUCUGGAGGGUGUUCUCUUCUUCGACAGAAUGACGGAUCAAGUUCUUGAUAGCAUUCGUGAAGAGCUAGAGGCCCUAGAAAAGAAGUACGAAGAAAAAACUGGAUUGCCAAGCCCUGAAAAAAUACAAGCACGACAAAAAAGGAAAGCAGGAGUUGGUUUUGGCAAACGUUGAUGAGACAUUCUCGCUCAAAUCCUUUCAUCUUCGUGAUUUAACUAUGGUAUAGGAAGCAGACAAUGACAAGAAACACGUUUGCUUUUCUAAAUUUAGAGGAGCACAUCACAUUAUGUGAUUCAAAUCUCCCAAAUAGGAUGUACGGUUGAGACACAGAUCAUAUAUUUCAGAAUCCUUUUUUGGUCUUGAGUAUUAUAUUUAUUCAGAUUGUUUGUUUUGCGCUGUUAUCUAAUGUUGGCCUCUUAGCUUGAGCUUUGGAACUGCGUUUAGAAUGUUCUUGCUGAGUAAGUUGAACCGUGUCGUGGUUUAUCCUUUGUUACAAAGUAAAAUGCGUUAAUUGUU